CCAGUCUGAGCCCGAACAGCGAAUGCCUAAGCAGGGAGGAGAAAUGUGGCAGAGAGGUUGAAAGAUGCACGCAGCCAGAGCGUGAAGAAAGCGAAGAGAGCCCUUUGCGAGGAGUCCAUGGACUGUGCCAUGGAAGCCAGCAGGAGGUUUUUGUUUCUCCUCCUUUAUCUUCGCCUGGGCGUCCUUCAGACUUCCCAGCAAGUGCUCAGGAUCGGGGGGAUAUUUGAAAUGGUGGAAAAUGAACCUGUUAAUGUUGAAGAACUAGCUUUCAAGUUUGCAGUCACCAAUAUUAACAGAAACAGAACACUGAUGCCUAAUACUACAUUGACCUAUGACAUCCAGAGAAUUAAUCUCUUCGAUAGUUUUGAAGCCUCAAGACGAGCAUGUGACCAGCUUGCUCUGGGGGUAGCUGCACUAUUUGGACCAUCCCACAGCUCAUCAGUCAGUGCAGUACAAUCUAUCUGCAAUGCACUUGAAGUUCCACAUAUUCAGACACGAUGGAAACAUCCAACAGUGGAUCUCAAAGACUCUUUUUACAUCAACCUUCAUCCCGACUAUGCAGCCAUCAGCCAGGCAGUUUUAGAUUUGGUGCUACAUUACAACUGGAAGAUAGUAACAGUUGUAUAUGAAGACAGUACAAGUCUAAUUCGUCUGCAAGAGCUCAUCAAAGCCCCUUCAAGGUAUAACAUUAAACUCAAAAUACGCCAAUUGCCCUCUGGAAAUAAAGAUGCUCGGCCAUUACUCAAGGAGAUGAAGAGGGGCGGAGAGUACUUUGUGGUAUUUGAUUGUUCACAUGACACAGCAGCUGAAAUCAUGAAACAGAUUCUCUCCAUGGGAAUGAUGACUGAAUAUUAUCACUACUUUUUUACAACUCUGGAUUUGUUUGCACUAGACCUGGAACCCUAUAGAUACAGUGGAGUCAAUAUGACUGGAUUUCGUCUGCUCAACAUUGACAAUACACAAGUGGCUUCUGUUAUUGAUAAGUGGUCAAUGGAAAGAUUACAGGCACCACCCAAGCCAGAGACUGGACUCCUGGAUAGCAUGAUGACUACAGAAUCAGCUUUGAUGUACGAUGGCGUCUACAUAGUAGCAGUGGCGUCCCAACGGGCCUUCCAAAUGACAGUCAGCUCUCUCCAGUGUCACCGGCAUAAGCCAUGGCGGUUUGGAACUCGCUUUAUGAAUUUGAUAAAAGAGGGCCACUGGAGUGGUUUGACAGGACGGAUUUCUUUCAACAAAACAGAUGGUUUAAGAAAAGAUUUUGAUUUGGAUAUCAUCAGCCUGAAGGAAGAAGGAAUGGAAAAGAUUGGGAUUUGGAACUCAAACCGUGGCCUUAAUAUGACUAGCUGCAAUAAAGACCGGUCUACCAAUAUAACAGAUUCACUAGCAAACCGGACACUCAUAGUCACCACUAUUUUGGAAGAUCCCUAUGUCAUGUACAAGAAAUCUGACAAACCUCUCUAUGGUAAUGAGCGAUUUGAAGGUUACUGCCUGGAUUUAUUGAAGGAGUUAUCAAGUAUUUUAGGCUUCAUCUAUGAAGUAAAACUAGUAUCUGAUGGAAAAUAUGGAGCCCAGAAUGACAAAGGAGAAUGGAAUGGGAUGGUCAAAGAACUCAUAGAUCAUAAAGCUGACCUGGCAGUUGCUCCCCUCACUAUUACCUACGUAAGAGAAAAAGUAAUAGACUUUUCAAAGCCAUUCAUGACGCUGGGAAUCAGUAUUUUGUACCGGAAGCCUAAUGGCACAAAUCCUGGGGUUUUCUCCUUUCUAAACCCUCUUUCUGCUGAUAUUUGGAUGUAUGUGCUGCUAGCCUGCCUGGGAGUCAGCUGUGUGCUCUUUGUCAUUGCACGGUUUACACCCUACGAGUGGUAUAACCCCCACCCAUGCAACCCUGACUCAGAUGUGGUGGAAAACAAUUUUACUUUACUUAAUAGUUUCUGGUUUGGAGUUGGAGCUCUCAUGCAGCAAGGAUCAGAGCUGAUGCCAAAAGCUCUUUCCACCAGAAUAGUAGGAGGAAUAUGGUGGUUUUUUACCUUAAUUAUAAUAUCAUCCUACACUGCUAAUUUGGCUGCCUUCUUAACGGUUGAGAGGAUGGAGUCACCUAUUGAUUCAGCAGAUGAUUUAGCAAAACAAACUAGGAUAGAAUAUGGAGCUGUUAGAGAUGGAUCAACCAUGACUUUUUUCAAGAAAUCCAAAAUAUCAACAUAUGAGAAAAUGUGGGCAUUUAUGAGCAGCAGGCAACUGACAGCUCUGGUGAAGAACAAUGAUAUAGGCAUCCAGCGGGUACUCACUACUGAUUAUGCUCUGCUGAUGGAAUCAACCAGUAUAGAAUAUGUCACGCAGAGAAACUGCAAUCUCACCCAGAUUGGGGGACUCAUUGAUUCAAAAGGUUAUGGUGUAGGAACUCCCAUUGGCUCUCCUUAUAGAGACAAAAUCACCAUUGCCGUUCUCCAGUUACAAGAGGAAGGAAAGUUGCACAUGAUGAAGGAAAAGUGGUGGCGAGGCAAUGGCUGCCCAGAAGAGGACAGUAAAGAAGCUAGUGCCCUCGGCGUGGAAAACAUUGGGGGCAUUUUCAUAGUGCUUGCGGCAGGACUAGUUCUUUCUGUGUUUGUAGCUAUUGGAGAAUUUGUUUACAAAUCAAGGAAAAAUAGUGACAUUGAACAGUGUCUUUCUUUUAAUGCCAUAAUGGAGGAGCUUGGAAUUUCACUCAAACAUCAGAAGAAAUUAAAGAAAAGAUCAAGAACUAAAGGGCGUACAUCUUUCACAAAUAUCUUUACUUGUCAUCAAAGACGGACUCUUAGAAAAGAAACCAUGGCUUGAAUAAAUGCAAUUUUCCCAGUAGGAAAUAUCAGGAUAGAAGGCAAAAACAAACCUUGAUGUCUACUCAUGAAAAGACAACUAUUUUAUUUCAGAGUCUGAUUUUCUUCUUUUUAAUCCAGAGGAAAUACAACAGAUUCAGUCUUCGCUUAUGAUUCAUCGACUACUAAUCAUCCCAAAGCAUUUCAUCCUUAGUUUUGGAAUAAUAUCACUAUUUUGCAUCCCUUUGCUUUUCCCUAUUAUUUGCUGUAUGUGCUUUAUACAUAAAUAA
Messenger RNA from Ahaetulla prasina, 3082 nucleotides. It is a transcript of the gene GRIK1, whose product is annotated as glutamate ionotropic receptor kainate type subunit 1. Gene Ontology annotation, biological process: monoatomic ion transport; modulation of chemical synaptic transmission; synaptic transmission, glutamatergic. NCBI's taxonomy places the organism in Eukaryota, Metazoa, Chordata, Lepidosauria, Squamata, Colubridae. The transcript is spliced from 16 exons. Gene Ontology annotation, molecular function: kainate selective glutamate receptor activity; transmitter-gated monoatomic ion channel activity involved in regulation of postsynaptic membrane potential. The record is from RefSeq and is a predicted model, not a curated record. Bases 118 to 2814 code for a protein of 898 amino acids. Gene Ontology annotation, cellular component: presynaptic membrane; plasma membrane; postsynaptic membrane.